ACGCACGUAAGCCAAUUGAGGACCACGAACAAUCUGUUACAAUGUUACUAAGUACAACUAACUGUUGUCGCUUAUGCGCGAGGAUGAAAACACAGCCGUUGAUGCAUUCGCUAGAGUCGUUAAAAAGCACCGAUGAAACGAUACAAUUGCUAGAUUUUUGUCUGCAUCAACAGGCAGAUUCAAAACGAAAUGAUUCAUUGCCAUUCAUGCCAACAGCUGUUUGCGAUACGUGUGUGGAUGUUGUAAAGUUCCUUGCCAAAUUUGUUCACAAUUGCCAAACAGCUCAACAGAAAUUGCAGCAACUCAUAUCAUCCGAGUUGUGCGAUUCAACAGCUUUCGACGUUCAACACGACUCUUCCAAUCACUACAACGAUAAUGUUCCAUCGAUCGAAACUGUUAUCGUUGAUGACAAACUUUUGGAUAUUGCUGUAAUCGAGCAAGACGAUCAUGUUGAAAUGAAGGUUGAGACAGAUUAUUGCCCGGGAAUACUUCCAAAAACCGAUAACGGUAGACAACCUGGUCGGCGGAAAACCCAAAAAAAUGACGAUACAAAAGUAGAAAACACUUAUCGUGAAAAAGAAACUACAAUCAGCACCUCAUUUUUGGAUGCAGAAACACGUUCUUCGGGAGCAUCUAAAUCACGAAGAAACAAUGUUGCUCCACAUUCCACAUCGGAUGUAGAUGAGGCAGCACAAAAACAAAGCAAACGAACGGCCGACCAACCGCCAUCAAGAUGCAAGAAGAUCUGCCAAAUUUGUGGCAAAGUACUCUCAAACAGUGCAACAUUCCGGGUGCAUAUGAAGAUGCACUUGCAGGACAAGAACUUGGUGUGCAAUAUCUGCCAUCGGCGGUUCUAUGUAAAGCAGGAGCUAAAAGUUCACAUGGAAUCGAUACACGAGCAAAAAGUGUUCGCUUGCAGUAUCUGUGAUCUGAAGUGUCGUUGGCGCAAGAGCUUAAAUCGGCACAUGCAACUACACGAAGAAAACCCCUAUAAACACAAGUGCAACCACUGCGAACAGGCUUUCGCGCGUCCCCAUCAACUGCGGAUCCACGUAAUGAAGCACACCGGAGACAGAGUAUACUGUGAAGAGUGUGGCACCGGUUACAGGCACAAUUACAUGCUAACACAACACAAAAUUCGCAAACACGGCCACGUGAUAGAGGGCGUGCAGUUGUACAAAAUAAGUCGAAAAAAGAUAAAGGACACACAAAACGAAGCGAAUGCGUCAUAACUUCAAGCUCGAUGCAUAAGAAGUAAAAAUUGGAACAAGCUCGACAAUGGUUUAUUGAAUAUUGUUAAAUCUUGAACCUUUGUAAGUUACAUUAAUGAAUCAGAAAAAUGUAAAACACCAAAACAGAAAAUGAUUAACCUUCCGUUAAGCGAUAUUGUUAGACCUCGUCUUUUUGCGAUUUCGCCAAAAAUGACUCACAGCACCGUACGCAUUGCACGUAGCACUGUUCGAAUCCUUCCGAUCCUUUGUCGUAGUAAGGAUCACGUAUAAUUGCUCCGGGUUGCUGAGGAUCGAAGUCACCGAGUAACAAAAUUUUAGCUUUGCACUCUCCGCGCGGAGCCCGCUCCUUAAGGUCUGUUAUGUUUUCUCCAUCCAUGCCAAAAAUGUAGUCGUAAUGGUCAAAGUCCGCUUUCGUGAUCUGUCGCGCUUUGUUGCUGUACGGAAGAUCAUGUUUUUUCAUAGUUGCCAGUGCUCGAUGGUCGGGAGAGCGGCCUACAUGCCAGGAUCCGAUGGCUGCACUGUCUACCUCCCACUGGUCAGCAACACCAGCUGCGUUAACGAUCUUAAGAAACACCGCUUCAGCGAUUGGCGAUCGGCAAAUAUUACCUGCAUAAUAAAUGUUCAGAAUGUAGUUGGUGUUGGAUAGGCUUCGCGUUAAAAGUAGCAUUCUCCGUUCCAUACUGCGAACGGCGUAGUUCCACAAACAAAAUCUAGCAUACCGAGACAAAUAAACAGUGCUUUCUUACGGUCGCUCAUCAUGGAAUGGUAAAAACAGCUUCCAAACAGAAAUUGCUUGUGCAAUAACACUAAAUGAGAAGCACAAAAUGUGAAAUUUCAAUAAGCCGGUUUAAGGCACUAACGUCAAAUUUUCCACAGGGUGAUCCUCCACUGUCACUCCACUGUCAAUGCCACUUAUUUUUAUUUUGAGCGCCUGUUCAAACCUUUUCGCACAAUUCAAACAGAUAUUUCGUUAAUCUGCUUUAGUUAAAGGGUCAUCAUGUAAGAAAGGAGGAACUGUAGACAAACAGGUUAAUGUAUCAAAAGUAUAUUUGUGAUAUGAUAGGUGUACAUUAUCGUAACAUCUAA
Anopheles bellator is the source of this 2318-nucleotide messenger RNA. Its product is annotated as myoneurin-like. Gene Ontology annotation, molecular function: zinc ion binding; RNA polymerase II cis-regulatory region sequence-specific DNA binding; DNA-binding transcription factor activity. Gene Ontology annotation, cellular component: nucleus. NCBI's taxonomy places the organism in Eukaryota, Metazoa, Arthropoda, Insecta, Diptera, Culicidae. Gene Ontology annotation, biological process: regulation of transcription by RNA polymerase II. The coding region runs from base 42 to 1232 and encodes 396 amino acids. The transcript is spliced from 2 exons. The record is from RefSeq and is a predicted model, not a curated record.